Molecule: messenger RNA, 477 nt
Organism: Cyclocybe aegerita
Lineage: Eukaryota; Fungi; Basidiomycota; Agaricomycetes; Agaricales; Hemipholiotaceae
Source: the annotation of a GenBank genome assembly
AUGUACCAUUGGCAGCCCUACUACCCCCACACGUACGCCUACCACCCGAUGAUGCCUUUCCAAUACGUGUCGCCAUAUCAACAUCCCGCCACCAGCGCAGCAGCUCACUACUGGCACCAACACGCACAAUACGGCUACUACGCACCAUCAAACAAUGCGGCACAUGGAACACAAGCUUCUGCCUCCAACUACUACCACCCGCCUGCGGGACAAGCGCCAGACCGAAAUCUGCCAGAUUUCCAACAGAAUUCAGUUCAGAACGAAGCAAGUCACCCACAAUCGCGAAAAGAUCAGAAACACCGAGGCAAGCGGCGCGAACGCCCAGCGAAGCAGAAAAUUGGGAGAAACCCAGUGAUUUAUCAGGUUCCUAUGUCAUCGGAUGGUGCCUACGAGGAAGGCCGAGACAGCAGGACUGGGCAGUGCUCUCAGAUGCACUGGGAUGUGUAUGGUAAAGACGCGGGAGGAGGAAGUCGCUAA